Messenger RNA from Cygnus atratus (black swan), 2442 nucleotides. RefSeq lists its product as uncharacterized. Lineage: Eukaryota; Metazoa; Chordata; Aves; Anseriformes; Anatidae. The record is from RefSeq and is a predicted model, not a curated record. The transcript has 3 exons. Bases 5 to 631 code for a protein of 208 amino acids.
CAGGAUGUGCUCGCUUCAAGGAAGCGCUCUUCGGCGGGCAGCGCCGCCCGCCCGCUCGCUGCCGCUGAGGGGAGAGGGCAGAGCCGCCAAGGGGCUGAGGGAGGGCACGGCGGGGGACAGGAGGCUCCCGAGCCGGAUCCGGGUGGCCGCCGCCUGCUGUUGCUGCCCGGCCGGCCGGGGAGAGGCGAGCCCUGGGCCGCCCGCACCUGAGGCGGGCAGGGCAGGGCCGAGGCUCCGCAGCCGGCGUCCGCCUCUCGCCGCCUCCCUCCCACCCUCCUUCCUCCCGCUGCAGCCUCCAAGGACGCAGGGUUCAGACACAGGAGCACCUCGUGUUUUCAGUGGCAUCCCCAAGGGAUGCCACCCCUGCAAGCCUCGCCUGUCUCGUGUCUUCAAACCAUCACAGCUAAGGACAACGCACCUUUCCCAGGGCUGCAAGAUAUGGUCCACCACCCUCAUGAUCCAACAGCUACACUUUCCUGCAGAUAGAUAUUUGCAUGCUGUGUUUGAAGAACACAAAGAUCAUUCCGUCUUGUACAUCUGUGACACAUUUACCCAGGAUGCAGGAAGACCACUUUGUUUUCUUCUUGGCCUGAGUAGAGUGUUUGACCGACUUCCCAUGAAAGUUUCCUAACGAUGAACCUCAAGGAUACAUUGGACAGCAUUCCUUCUGCUUAUUUCCUGCUGAAACGGUAAACUUAUGUAGGAAAAAAAAAGUUUAAUUUGUGAAAAUGAGAAGAAAACCAGAAGGGGGUCAUAUGUUCAGGUCCAUGAGAGGUAAAUGCUUCCAUGUGUUCCAGGAACACACAUAAUAUACCAAAGCUGAAUCUCUGUAUUAGGUGAAAGCCCUAAACACCAGACUUCCUAGUUCUGUUCGGUUUUCUGAAACAGUAAAUCUUUAUGUGUGUGUGUGUUUUUGUUGUUGUUGUUGUUUUUUCCUUCAAGACUAAAGAAGAGAAGCAUCUGGUCAUUUGAUCCCAGCUGAGGUAGGUUUGUAGACCAGCAUGAAGCAGAUCUGAAUUAGGCUGAAUACAUCUGCACAGGUCUGAAUUUAGCAGCAGAUCUGAAUUUAGGCUGAAUACAUCUGCACGGGGGGAGAGGCAGAACUUUGGGCUGCUGUGAUUGUGGAUUCACCCUUUGAAGCAUGGCUAAGCAAACAGGAAGUUUAAAGUUUCCACCCAAGAUGCUGCUCUGAAAGAGCUGAAGUUCCCGCACAGUUAGCCAACAGUUGAGCAGUAACAAUUUGGAUUAUGACUUAGAAGGUGGGUACCUAUGCUGUGCUUAAAUUGCAUUAGAAGUGUCUAUGCUUUCCCCCUGGGUAAUCAUAUUAAUCAAUUUCUAGUGCUAUUAUAUAAAAAAAAAAGUUGAACUCUUUAUUUGUGAUUUGUUUCGUGUGCAUCUAUUUAGUACCUCAUUAAGGACCUGAUACUGUUUUGUAGUCCUUUGAUUUAACUGAGCUCUGGGUAAAGUACUACAUUCUUGUCCAAUGACACUGUAUCUCCAGACACUCUCUAUACAUGGUCCCAGACAUUCCGUAAACAAAAUUUAUUAGAAUUUAUUAUUUAUUAUGUCAUGUUUGCCUGUUUAAUAUUCUGUAAAAAUGCAUGACAGCAACUUUACUCAGUGGUUAUCUUCAUAGACAAGAGGCUUUCUGUUACCACUCAUCAUGAGUAAAGAGUCAUGAAAGAGCUGAGCGACUGUUACAGAUCCUGCCUGCUGCCUCUGUAUUUUUGCCCUUUCGGAUUUCAUGAUUAAUCCUCCCUCCCCUUCACUCCCAUAAAUACAUCUGCAAAUGACUUACCAGUGAUUGUGUGAGCAUUUCAAGCUUUUCCUUUUGUUUGGAAGCUGCCGUUGCUAUGCCACCAUCAUUUGUAUUGCGUUUUAUUUAGGUGGAUGUUAGGAGAUGAUUAGAUAGUUUAAUAGGCUCAUCCCAUUAUGCACAAUGUUCUGGUGGUGCGUGACCUCAUUUCAGUGACCUGGCAAUCGCUGUUCAAAAGAGAAAUGUUGGCUUCUACUUGGAAGUUGGACAGAAACACUAUCCUUGAUGAAUUUGUGCACUUACGUAGUACAAAAGAUGAAGAUUACCUUUGAUUAAUUUUGUGCUUGUGGGCAGAGAACAGUUUCGUUGGUGAUUAUUAUUUACAAUUAAUGUUUAUAUUUUACAUAACGUGUGGCAUCCAGGUGCCUUCCGCCACGGGAUCCUAAAAGUCCCUAAUCUUGUAAAGAUUUAUGUCGGUGCUUAACAAACAGUCCUGCCCUGUUUAAUGUCACUACUCACAGUGACUGUUAGGAUAUAAGGUUUGCGUAUCAUUGGUGUGUCAAAAUAAAAAGCACAAGCACUAGAACUUUGGAAAGCAAUAGCAAGCAGGAAGUUUAUGAAAAUGGUGUAAACAAAUUAGUUACAGAUUUAAACAUACUUUAUGAAUAUGAGAAUAAUUGCUUAUU